Messenger RNA from Plasmodium adleri (nom. inval.), 1227 nucleotides. RefSeq names its product lipoate-protein ligase 1. Gene Ontology annotation, biological process: protein lipoylation. Gene Ontology annotation, cellular component: mitochondrion; cytoplasm. The record is from RefSeq and is a predicted model, not a curated record. Gene Ontology annotation, molecular function: lipoyltransferase activity; lipoate-protein ligase activity. The transcript has a single exon. Lineage: Eukaryota; Apicomplexa; Aconoidasida; Haemosporida; Plasmodiidae. The coding region runs from base 1 to 1227 and encodes 408 amino acids.
AUGAAACGAAUUUUUAGGUUGGUAAGAAGAUGCUAUUAUUCAACUGAAAAAAGGACAAAUGGGCCUUUGGUAUUAGUAUCUAAUAAUCAGAAUAUUCAUUUUAAUUUAUCCUUAGAAAAUUUUCUUUUAAACAAUUAUAAUGAUUUACUAAAAUAUUUAAAUAUAAACACUAUUGAGAAAUUUAAUGAACCAAUUUUAUUUCUAUGGAGAAAUAACAGAUCUAUAAUUAUAGGAAAAAAUCAAAAUAUAUGGAGUGAAUGUGAUUUAAAAAAUAUAAAAGAAGAUGGAGUUCUAGUAGCUCGUCGAUUUACUGGUGGAGGUGCCGUUUAUCAUGAUUUAGGUAAUGUAUGUUUUACAUUUUUAAACAGUAAUGUUAAUACUUCAUCUAAUUUCUCUAUCAUUUUAAAUACCUUAAAAAAUCAUUUUAAUAUUGAAGCUAAGACACAGGGAAGAAACGAUAUUACAGUAAAUGAUCAAAAAUGUUCAGGUUCUGCUUUUAAAAAAAUUAGAGAUGUAUUCUUACAUCAUGGUACUAUAUUAAUUAAUUUGGAAAAAAAUAUAUUAAAUAAAUAUUUAACACCAGACAAAAUAAAAUAUAUAAAACAUGGUGUUUCUAGUGUUAAUGCAAGAACAAUUAAUUUAAGUGAAAUAAAUAAAAAUAUUACUUGUGAAAAUUUAUGCAUAGCUUUAAUUAAAGAAUUCAUAAAAUUUUAUGAACAAAAUUAUAAACAAAAUAUAAAUAAUGUAAAAAAUUUAGAAAAUAAUAUAAAUAAUUCUAAUUUUCAGAAGAAAAAACAAAUUAAUAUAAACAAUACAAAUGAAAACAAUUUAAUACAUAACACCAAUAUAAUACCUAAUGAUAUUACUGUUCAUUAUAUUGAUCAAAAUAAUAAUAUUACUAAAAAUCCUGAAUUCCUUAAAUAUUAUAAUUUAUUAAAAGAUUGGGAUUGGUGUUAUGGAAAAACUCCCAAAUUUCAAAAUCAUCUUUGUAAACAAUUCACUUUUGGAAAAUUAGAAUUAUUUUUUAAUGUAUCUAAUGGUUUUAUAAAAGAUGGAAAUAUUUUCUCAGAUUGUUUAGAUAUUAAUCUUAUUGAUCAUCUCAAAUCAAUUUUUAACAAUGAUAUUAAAUAUUCAAAAGAAGAUAUAAAUAUUUUUUUAAAAAAAUUAAAUGUUGAAAAUAAAAAUUAUUUAAAUGAAGUUAGUUCAUGGAUAUUACAAGAACUUUAG